Molecule: messenger RNA, 3595 nt
Organism: Limanda limanda (common dab)
Lineage: Eukaryota; Metazoa; Chordata; Actinopteri; Pleuronectiformes; Pleuronectidae
Product: gastrula zinc finger protein XlCGF57.1-like
Exons: 2
Coding region: 87-1433 (448 amino acids)
Cellular component (GO): nucleus
Source: RefSeq, a predicted model, not a curated record
AUGAGCGGAUCCGCGCUGCCGCUGAAGACUUCCUGCUGCAGGUGGAGGAAGGAGGAGGAAAGGCUCGAGUCCCGGAGCUGAGAGCGAUGCUCACCGAGCGGCUCGCGGCGGCGGGAGAGCAGAUCCUCGCGGGACUUGAGGAAACCUUGUUAGAGUCCGAGGAGCGAGUGGAGCGGACCGAGCUGGAGAUCUGCCGCCAGAGGAGGCUGCUCGAUGCCGUGAUGCAGCCCGAAGUCCGGCUGCACAGAGCAGUGUGUCCUGCAGAUGUCCAGCAACUGAUGGUGAUUAAAGAAGAGGUUCCCUCUGAGCAGCAGCAGUGGAGCCCCCUUGUGGACCAAAAGGACCCAGAGCCCCCCCAAAUUAAAGCGGAACAGGAGGAACCGUGGACCAAUCAGGAUGGACAGCAGCUUCACGGACUGGAGGAGCCUGAUAUCAAGUUCACAUUGACUCCUGUCGCUGUGAAGAGUGAAGAAGAUGAAGAGAAACUUAAAUCGUCAAAGCUUCAUCCGAGUGAGACGAAGGAGAACAGAGCGGACUGUGGAGGACCAGAACCAGUCUGGAACUCAGGUCCUGAUGGACGUUUACAACCAGGUCCUGAGGACAAAACUGAAGACUCUUCUGAGACUGAAGUCAGUGAGGAUGAUUGGAUGGAGACCAGGGAAACUCAGACUGGUUUACAUACAAGAAACAACAAACAGCCUCUAAAUGAUAUGGGAUGUAAGACAGAAAAAAAAAUGUUUAGUUGCCCUGAGUGUGCUAAAAGAUUUAACCAUAGGGGCCAUCUAAAUAGACAUAUGAGGAUUCAUACAGAAGAGAAACCGUUUAGUUGCACUGAGUGUGAUAAAAGAUUGAACCAUAGGGGCAGUCUUAAUAGACAUAUGAGGGCUCAUACAGGAGAGAAACAGUUUAGUUGCACUGAGUGUGAUAAAAGAUUGAACCAUAGGGGCAGUCUAAAUAGACAUAUGACGGCUCAUACAGGAGAGAAACAGUUUAGUUGCCCUGAGUGUGGCAAAAGAUUUACCCAAAGGUCAAAUCUAAAUACACAUAUCAGGAUUCAUACAGGAGAGAAACCGUUUAGUUGCUCUGAGUGUGUUAAAAGAUUUAACAAAAGGUCAAAUCUAAAUGCACAUAUGAGGAUUCAUACAGGAGACAAACCGUUUAGUUGCUCUGAGUGUGGUAAAAGGUUUAUCAAAAGGGGCGAUCUAAAUACACAUAUGAGGAUUCAUACAGGAGAGAAACCGUUUAGUUGCCCUGAGUGUGGCAAAAAAUGUUCCGAAAGGGGCAGUCUAAAUAAACAUAUGAUGAUUCAUACAGGAGAGAAACCGUUUAGUUGCUCUGAGUGUGGCAAAAGAUUUAACCACAGGUCAAAUCUAAAUAAACAUAUGAGGAUUCAUACAAGAGAGAAACAGUUAAGUUUCUCUGAGUGUGGUUAAAGAUUUAAAGGAGACAUAUUAUGCCCAUUUUACCACAGUUGAUAUUGUUCAUUGGGGUCUUAAUGAAAUGAAUAACAUAUUUUGGUCAAAAUACCACAAGGAUCAUUUAAAACAGCACCCUUUUUACCCUGUCUAAAACAGCCCUCCUCAAUUUGACCUGUUGUGAGUGCCCCGCUCACCCCCCUCAACCCCCUCUCACCCCUCCUCCCUCCUUCACGAGAUACAAGCCCCCAGAUUUUUAGCUAUCCAUUACCUCUGUAGAAAUAUGGCUACUGGAGACGAAGAUACAACCUUGCAACCAUAUCGUUUUGAACCAGGGUGAGGUGGGCCGAAGCCUGGCUCUGGGGAGAGACGGGACCGCGAGCUGACCCGUGUAGUGUGACUAUGACGUGUGUUCUGGUCGUAAUCCCAUUCGACGCAUUCUAGUGUAUUGUUUUUUUUCCAGAGGAACCACAACAAAUCGCGGAAGAUAUUUUUUUUCAGAGUUUUCGGACGGUAGACAUGCUAGAGACCCAAAUUAACGUGUAGAAGCACUACAAAAGUGGAAUUUUCAUAAUAUGUCCCCUUUAAGAUUCAGUCCCAUCGUACGAGACAUGUGAGGAUUAAUAAAAGAGAGAAGUCAUUCAGUGGCAACUUUUGCAACAAAAGAUUUAUUAGGAUAUAUCAGCAGAUAUUCAUAUUAUACAUAUUCAUAGUUCACUGUUUUAAGUAGACUAUUAACAGUUUUAUGUCCCUAGAAAAUAUAACUCAUUGAAUAACACGAAAGAUUUGUGCUUAAAUAUCUUGUUUCUACUGAUUUCUACAUAAUUUAUCUAUUUUUCUUAAAGUCGUUCAUGUCAUUUUAAGGUUAAAGUGUGUUCCUUGCACCGUAUGAAUGUGUGUUCUAAACUAGUUCAUAUGAUUAAAUAUGUUUGUUUAAGACAAUGGUUUCGUGGUUUGUGAGAUUCAAUGACAGUGUGUGUUCUCCUUUAUGUAUUGUGUUACGCCCCUGGUCCAGGGGAAAACAGAGACAUAACAUGUGGUGCUUCUCCCCAUUCUUCCCACUCCCAAGCAGGCCAGUGUCACCAGGUACUUUCGUUUAGGGGUAGCUUUUUAUUUUCUCUUCAGAGGGAGAGAAGGCCAACACAACAAACAAAACAAUCUAUCUCCCUACCUUCCUGCUACAAACCAAAAAUGUUAACAAAAAGACAAAAGCUUACCUAACUCCUAAUACAGGAAACACAGGAGACGGCUUCUCCCUCCUACAGGACUACCACCCACAGUUUUCUACUUACAUACAUACACAACAAAACAAUACUUCAGAUAGACACUGGUCCCAGUUGGAUGUGGGAGAAUUGGCAGACUGCAGUCAGUCAGUGCUUCAAGUAGGCUCCUCUCUUCACUCUGGCCAAUCCUGGAGCAGCAAUCAGGCGGCUCACGCCAAUCAGCAGGUCCAACCUGCUAUCAAUCAGGCACACACACACACACACUCAAAGAAGACUGCUCACACUCUAGGAGGAGGAACAGAACAGGAUCACAUAUACACACAGGGUCGUAACACCAGUUUUAUGUCCCUAGAAAAUAUAACUCAUUGAAUAACAGGAAAGAUUUGUGCUUAAAUAUCUUGUUUCUACUGAUUUCUACAUAAUUUAUCUAUUUUUCAUAAAGUCCUUCAUGUCAUUUUAGGAUUAAAGUGUGUUCCUUGCACCGUAUAAAUGUGUUCUUAACUAGUUCAUAUGAUUAAAUAUGUUUUCUUGGUUUGUGAGAUUCAAUGACAGUGUGUGUUCUCCUUUAUGUAUUGAAUGUGUUUCCAAGAAUACAAGUCUAAUAAAAAGUGCAGUCCUAGAAAAGCUCUGCAGUCCUUGAAAUUGUAGAAAUUGUAAUUUGAAUGUUUAAUUGUUGUUUCCAUUCCAUUUUGAAGUUGAUCUGAUGUAAGCCCUGGUACAAGUACCUCAAAGUAAAAAUGUGGAAAAUGGCCACUAAAUGCAAAACGUUUUUCAUAAUUCCCCUUGAGACUUUUUUGUUUGUCUGGUCAUGAUAGAUCGCUGUGACAAAUGUGAAUGCGUUCCGGGGGUCUCGUAUUUGAUUUUUUGUUUGCAAAAGUUUGAUAUAAGAAUGUACUUGGUUCUGUCUAGUGUGUUUUGUUAGGCACAGCUUCAAGAAGAGUAAAGCAUAACACAGUG